AAACAAAGGAAGGCGCCAAAUGAUCUUUGAACCUGGUGAUUGGGUUUGGUUGCACCUUCACAAGGAAAGGUUUCCAGUUCAACGACGAAGCAAGCUACUCCCUCAAGGCGACGGUCCCUUCCAAGUUCUUGAGCGUGUGAACAACAAUGCUUACAAGUUGGACCUCCUAGAUGAGGGGAAUGAUGCGAAGGAGAAUAGUGAGCAAACCAUGCAAGUAGAACAAGUGAAGGUUCCUCUCGGCCCUGUCACUAGAGCACAUGCCAAGAAAAUGAAGGAAGCGCUCCAACUUCUAGUUCAAGCUGUCCAAGCCCAAGUUGAGAGGCCUGGGCCCAUAGAAGGCCUUGCAAGUGAGGAUGAAAGACAGGUCACCUUGGUAGAGGCCUUGCUCGAGGAAGAGGACCUUGUUUGAAGGCUACGACCCUCUUUUGGAGUAUCAUGGUUAAUCAUAUAACUAUUUAGAGUUUAAGUAUUUCAUUAGUAGUUUUGGCUUAGAUCAAUAAAGCUCAUGUUGAGCAAAGGACCGAGUAGAAAGCCCUUUGGAGGCCCACUACCUUGGCCGAACUUAGCAUAGGCUACGGACCUCCCUUGGAGGCCUAAUUUCCUUCGAAUUUUCGAGCAUUUAGUAGUAGUAUUAUAAAUA
Molecule: messenger RNA, 640 nt
Organism: Coffea arabica (coffee)
Lineage: Eukaryota; Viridiplantae; Streptophyta; Magnoliopsida; Gentianales; Rubiaceae
Source: RefSeq, a predicted model, not a curated record